Molecule: messenger RNA, 2198 nt
Organism: Prosopis cineraria
Lineage: Eukaryota; Viridiplantae; Streptophyta; Magnoliopsida; Fabales; Fabaceae
Product: putative UDP-glucuronate:xylan alpha-glucuronosyltransferase 4
Exons: 2
Coding region: 136-1857 (573 amino acids)
Biological process (GO): xylan biosynthetic process
Molecular function (GO): glycosyltransferase activity
Source: RefSeq, a predicted model, not a curated record
GCGCAAUCUCGCAUCAUCAGAGCCGUCUCUCCAAUAUUCAUCUUACUUAGAAAUUAAAAAGAGACCCUCUUCUCAUAUAUGAAACCCUCAAUCACACGCAGCAGUUGCAGUAGGAAUUAGUUCAUCAACUCUCACAUGGCUUCUUCCAAGUCUUCCUCCUCACCUGCUCAUCCGUCUUCUAUGCAAAUACCUUUUCUUAUCUGUCUUCUUCUCAUCUCUCUGCUCCUCCUUCUCUCUUCCCACUCACUUAAGCCCCAGAAAUCCCCACCUCCUAAAUUCACCUAUCGCCUGCUUCGUCACGAAGAACAAGAAAUCGCAGAACCUCCGGCUUGGUUCGAUUUCAUAGCAAGACAUCUAAAGACCGACAGGAUCAGGGUAGGUCUCGUUAACAUCAAUCAAAAACUCGACGCUAGCUUAUUACAACACCUGCCUCCGCGAGUAGAGACAGUGCCUGUCAAUUUUGAUCGUGUUGAUGAGAAUUUGAAAUGGAAAGACUUUUUUCCAGAGUGGAUUGAUGAAGAUCAGAAACGGGGCCCACCGAGGUGCCCGAGAAUGCCGAUGCCGGUGACUCGCCGGGAUCUAAAUGUGGUGGUGGCCAGGGUUCCGUGCGGGAGGGAGGAUGAAGGAGUCAGGGACGUGUCUAGGUUACAGGUGAACUUGGUGGUGGCGAAUCUGACGGUGGAGAGUGGGUGGUUGAAUGUUGACUCUCAUCGAACGGUGUAUGUUGUGUUCGUUGGGAGAUGUAGUCCCAUGAUUGAGAUCUUCAGAUGCGAUGAUCUGGUAACGCAUGAAGGCGAGUAUUGGGUGUAUAAGCCUCAGUUAACCAGGCUCAGGAAGCUAACGCUUAUGCCUGUAGGUUCAUGCCAGAUUGCUCCCAAUUUUGUAGAAACAGGUAAAGAGCUAAGGGGGCAUUAUAUGUCACAAUCAGCCCAAUUGAAGAACAACAACUCUACCACGCGGGCCCCGAGAGUAGCCUACGCCACAAUCCUUCACUCUUCAGAAGCUUACGUUUGUGGCGCAAUAGCUUUAGCCCAAAGCAUCCUUCACACCCUUAAACACUAUCCCCUCAAGCCCAGCGCAGACUUAAUCCUCCUUGCUGAUAAAUCCAUCAGUCCCAAAUCCACAAGAGGCCUUCAAGCCGCAGGCUGGAAGAUCAAGCGCAUCAAACGCAUCCUCAGCCCCUUCGCCAAAAAGAAUUCAUACAACCGAUGGAAUUACAGUAAGCUGCAACUGUGGAAACUCACACAGUACGACAAAGUCAUAUUCAUUGAUUCCGAUCUCCUGGUCCUGAAGAACAUCCUCGACUUCUCCGCUUACCCUCAGCUCUCAGCCGCACCAAAUGAUUUCUCGUUUUUCAAUUCUGGGUUGAUGAUAAUUGAACCAUCCCAGUGCUUGUUCGACGAGAUGAUGAAGAAAAGAUUCGAAGUGGAGUCGUACAACGGAGGCGAUCAGGGCUUUCUGAACGAGAUAUUCACGUGGUGGCAUAGAUUGCCUUCGAAGCUGAAUCACCUGAAGUUUCACGAACGUCGAGGGAACAAGGAUGCAGAGAAGGAGACGGAACUGGAGGGUGUUUAUGCUAUACAUUAUCUGGGAUUGAAGCCGUGGAUGUGUUAUAAAGAUUAUGAUUGCAACUGGGACCUGAAGGAUCACCGUGUGUUUGCGAGUGACUUCGCCAACAGGAAGUGGUGGCAGGUUUAUGAAAAGAUGCCCAAGGAUCUGCAAUCUUACUGUGGGCUGACCAAGAAGAUGGACGAGAGAUUGAUGAUGUGGAGGAGCAGAGCCAGGAACUCCAGUCUGGACAGUGGCCAUUGGAAGAUUAAGAUUAAGGAUCCCAGGAGGAAGCAUUUUGUAGGAUGAGGGUUGAGGCCGAUCCUGCCUACAUUUCUGCCUUUGCCGUUCUUCUUCGUUGAUUAUAAUAUAGUGCCGUUCUUUUUGGCAUCAUCUUAUGCCACGGCAAGCUUCGGUAAGGAAAGUACCAAUUCCCCAGAUUUUCUUUUCUUUAUUAUUAAUGAAUAUAUAUAUAUAUAUAUAUAUAUAUAUAUAUGAGACACAGGUAUUUUUGAUUUAUAUGACUUCUCACCCUGACUAACGGAAAAUUAUGUUGGACCUCUUGUCCAAGAUCCAUUAUUUCUUCGCUUAUCAAUCUUUGUUCCGUACCACGUGAAGGGUGGAAUAUGAUAAAUGGUUUGACGUCAAUC